GGAGCAGGAGAGCAGCCUCGCAGCCAAGCAGCCUGCCGCCAUGCCGUAUAUUGAGGACGAUCUGCUUCACCCUAAUCCAGCUGCCGAGAAGCGUAAACACAAGCUCAAGAGGCUUGUACCAACUCCUAACAGCUUUUUCAUGGAUGUGAAGUGUCCGGGAUGCUUUAACAUUACCACUGUAUUCAGCCAUGCUCAGUCUGUGGUUUUGUGCGGAAAUUGCAAUCAGGUUUUGUGUCAGCCUACUGGCGGAAAGGCACGUCUUAUGGAGGGUUGCUCAUUUAGGAAGAAAGUCGAGUAAUCAUUUGUAGAUGAUAUAAAGCAUGCGUGAAAUGGUUGCAAAA
Molecule: messenger RNA, 341 nt
Organism: Guillardia theta CCMP2712
Lineage: Eukaryota; Cryptophyceae; Pyrenomonadales; Geminigeraceae
Gene: RPS27e
Product: small subunit ribosomal protein S27e, cytoplasmic
Exons: 3
Coding region: 41-298 (85 amino acids)
Biological process (GO): ribosomal small subunit assembly; translation
Cellular component (GO): ribosome; cytosolic small ribosomal subunit
Molecular function (GO): structural constituent of ribosome; RNA binding
Source: RefSeq, a predicted model, not a curated record